GCGUAUUGUGUGAAACUUGAAUGCCAUAUUUUCAAUUUUGGAGACAGGUGAAACAUCUGACUCCAUACAAACAAUGAAAUGAAAUAUGGAUGCCUUCUACAAAUACCCACCUCACGUAGCUACCAAUCUACCAUGUGCUAAAUGUUAAAGAAAACAAAAAGACCUUGCCUUUUCUCACCUACACCAUGAAUUUUCUAGCAGGCCUACUAGUUCCCAUUUUGACCCAGAUAACAGCACCAUCUCAUCCCAAAUAACUUCCGCAAAUAAUUCACCGAAGAGUACAAGUAUAAUCAACAAGCUCUAAUUUUUUUUUUAUAUAUACAUUUUCCCAUUUUUCUUAAAAACACGUUGCUCCUGAAUCGUAGAGAAUUACGAAAAUCCAAAAUCCAAGCCGUGCAUGACUUCCUCCUUUUGAAAACUUAGGAAUUCAAUCAGGUCUCAGUCUCAAGACUUAAACCCUAGGUUACCAGCACAGAACAGUGACAUAGAAGGACAACAUUCAAAAUUCAUUCACCAAACUAACCAGUAAUUCCCAGAGCAUCCCGCUGUCAAGACUAAGACUAAGGGGAGUAGGAGAAAGAAAUGAGGGCCGCCGGAAAUGCUCCCGUCCGGUCUUGUUACACCGAGAACACGCACAAAACGGAAGCGGAGUGGCUAAAGAAAGGGUUCCAAGUUCCAACUUCUAAGAUUACAGGGUGGGCCUAACACUUUCCACUUAGUACCUUUCAGUUCUAGUUCCACUACCAGGGAAGGAACUGAGUUUUACGGUUUGCCCUUGUUUUUUUUAUAGGCUUUUUUGCAAGCAAGCUCCAAUUUGUUUGGUCCAUAAGUUAAAAGGCCGAAUCAAGAUUGGUUCAUAAG
This is a messenger RNA of Rubroshorea leprosula, 861 nucleotides long. NCBI's taxonomy places the organism in Eukaryota, Viridiplantae, Streptophyta, Magnoliopsida, Malvales, Dipterocarpaceae. The record is from the annotation of a GenBank genome assembly.